Molecule: messenger RNA, 747 nt
Organism: Hemisphaericaspora subhashii
Lineage: Eukaryota; Fungi; Ascomycota; Pichiomycetes; Serinales; Debaryomycetaceae
Gene: MOH1
Product: Moh1p
Exons: 1
Coding region: 1-747 (248 amino acids)
Cellular component (GO): ubiquitin ligase complex
Source: RefSeq, a predicted model, not a curated record
AUGGGAUUAAAGUGUACUAAUUAUUUCGAGAAUUCAAAAUAUGAUACCCCAAAUAUUCAAAUUAUAACUUGUAAAGGUUGUUCAUCACAUUUAUGUUUAUCAGAUUUAAUAUUAAGUGAUAAUUUUAAUGGAGCAAGUGGUCCAGCUUAUUUAGUUGGUAAUUUAAUUAAUAUUGAAUUUAAUUUAAUUUCUGAAGAAACUGAAAUGAAAACUGGUAUAUAUUUAAUUAAUAAAAUUAAAUGUCAUCAAUGUAAAAAUCCUUUAGGUUGGUAUUAUAAGAAAUCUUAUAGUUAUGAAGAAACUUAUAAAGAAGGGAAAUUUGUAAUUGAAAAGAAUUUUAUUAAAUUUGUUGAUAAUCAUACAACUACUAAACAAUUGAUUGAAAUUGCAUUAAAGAAUAAAAAUAGAAGACGAUCUUCUACAUUACAAGAAGAAUUUGAUUCAAUAGAAGAUGAUCAAAACACGACUACUACUAAUACUUCCCCUACCAAUAAGAAUUCAAAAUUAAAAUUCUUUUCUUAUCAAAUUAAAAAGAAAAAGACAAAUUCAGAUUAUCGACAAAAUGGGUUAUAUUUAACAUUUUCUGAUGAUCAAUCUACAACAAGUUCAAAUAGUUCAAAUUCAAGUACUGGAUCUACCACAAGGCAUACUCACCACAGUCAUCAUCAUCAUCCUCCACCUCAUAGGCAUAGUGCAACAACCGCAAUUAUCGAAGAUGAUGAUGACGAAAUAUACGUAGAUGCUUAG